Molecule: messenger RNA, 2130 nt
Organism: Schizophyllum commune H4-8
Lineage: Eukaryota; Fungi; Basidiomycota; Agaricomycetes; Agaricales; Schizophyllaceae
Product: SE-domain-containing protein
Exons: 6
Coding region: 236-1945 (569 amino acids)
Biological process (GO): ergosterol biosynthetic process
Cellular component (GO): endoplasmic reticulum; membrane
Molecular function (GO): squalene monooxygenase activity; flavin adenine dinucleotide binding
Source: RefSeq, a predicted model, not a curated record
CCUCUUUGUUUGAAGAAUGUGCGCUCUGGCCUCCGUCGUUUCACCACGUGAAAAGCGCUCCCGCCCAAUUUGUUUUAGGCCUCGACCAAUCCGGACCAAUCCCGCUUGCCGUCUUUGAUGGCACGAAAACCUCAAUAUCGAGCCACUCUGGGGAUAUAGGCGCGUUAUAAUCCGCAGGUCGUGCACCGGGCUUGUACUGGACCCCCAUCUCAACUUUUUCGUCGGCAGCUCGACUAUGUGGAAGACGGAAUACGACAUCAUCAUCGUCGGCGCGGGCGUAGUAGGCGCGACCCUCGCAUACGCGCUCUCUUGUGAGCAGCCGCACCUUCGCAUAUGCCUGCUCGAACGCUCGCUCGCGGAGCCGGACCGCAUCGUCGGUGAGCUGCUGCAACCAGGCGGCGUGCGUAGCCUCGAGAAGCUGGGCAUGAAGGACGCGAUCGACAACCUCGACUCCGCGCCGUGCAAGGGUUACUGCGUGAUCGACACGCGCGAAGGCCGGAAAGUGCACAUUCCAUAUCCCAAUGACGCGCGCGGCGCGGGCUUCCACUACGGACGCUUUAUUCAGGCGCUGCGGGAGAAGGUGCGCGAGCGUGCGCGUGGGGAGGCGGGCGCUGGCGGUGUGGACAUGCUCGAGGCGACCGUGUCCGAGCUCAUCACACGCGAGUUCGAGCCGCAUGUGGUGCUCGGCGUGCGCGCGACGCGCAAGGUGGACGGGGAGGACGUGAAGGAGAGCUUCAUGGCGCCGCUCACCGUCAUCGCGGACGGCUGCUUCUCGAACUUCCGCACGGCGGUGAUGGGGGAGGAGAACUUCGUUAAGCCGAGUGUGCGGAGCCACUUUGUAGGCCUGGUGGUGCGCGACGCGAAGCUGCCGUACCCGAACCACGGUACGGUGUGCUUGGUGCAGAACCACGGGCCCGUGCUGCUGUAUCAGAUCGACAACGGAAAUCGAGAGGGGGAAGAGGGAAGGACCGGGACUCGUAUGCUGGUGGAUGUCUCUCAGCCUUUCCCUGAGGAUCUUAAGGAACACAUCGCGACUCGAGUUGUUCAGCAGCUUCCCGAAGAGAUGCGCGAACCCAUCAUCAACUCUCUCAACGACCCCGACACUCGUAUCCGCCGCAUGCCCAACUCCUUCCUCCCUCCCGCACCGCAGCAUGUCUUCCACCUCUCCUCGCUCCCCUUCCCUCUCUCGCUUCUUAACAUCCCUUGGUCAUUGCUCUCUCUUCCGUUCUCUGGUUCGAAGAAGGACGAGAUCUACAUGGAGAAGGACAAGCCGGCGGUGCAUAACGGACGCAAGGAGGGCGUGAUGCUGGUCGGCGACUCGUACAAUAUGCGCCAUCCCUUAACUGGCGGUGGAAUGACGGUGGCGCUACACGAUGUAGUCAUCUUGACGCGGUUGUUGUCGAAGGAGGCCGCAAAGAAUAAGAAAAACGCUUUCGGUGACUGGACCGCGAUGAACGAGGUCCUGCGGAAGUGGUACUGGGAGCGCAAGGCACUCGGCAGCACGAUCAACGUGCUCAGUGUCGCGCUCUACGACCUCUUCGGCGCCGAGGACGAGAACUUGGAGAUCCUCCGUACAGGGUGUUUCAGGUACUUUGAGCGCGGCGGGAAGUGCGUCUCGGAGCCCGUUAGCAUUCUCAGCGGCAUGCUCGAGUCGCCUUUCUUGCUCUUCUACCACUUCUUCUGCGUUGCAUUCUACGCGAUCUACAUCAUGUUCCAGCAGAACGACGGUCGCUCGUUCUUUGGCAAGGUCGCGAAGGCUCUAUCGGUGUUUCACACCGCUGUCGUGGUCUUCGUGCCACUGAUGUGGACGGAGGUGCGCUGCUGGGCACCGACGGCACUGGCGAACGUACCGAAUGUGCUGCUGUUUGCCAUUAUGCUGGCGGGCGUGGCGAAGGUGGCGACGUGGCCGACGGCGGGAGCGGCCGUUGAGCCGUUGUCUGUGUGAGCGGAUGAGGUUGUGGUGGACGCGAUGAGGCCAUGGGCAUAGAUGCGAUGCAGUAUGACUGACUACGGGACGGGAGCGGCGACUCCCUCAGACGAAGGAUCUAUCUACAGUAUGAACCUAAUGCAUAAUGCGUACUCGAGUAUACCAGGAAUAUCAAACUUCUGCAUGUCUUCAUGCCUUCCUCC